This is a messenger RNA of Alnus glutinosa, 773 nucleotides long. RefSeq names its product small RNA-binding protein 11, chloroplastic-like. Bases 70 to 474 code for a protein of 134 amino acids. The record is from RefSeq and is a predicted model, not a curated record. Gene Ontology annotation, molecular function: RNA binding. Lineage: Eukaryota; Viridiplantae; Streptophyta; Magnoliopsida; Fagales; Betulaceae. The transcript is spliced from 4 exons.
AUAAACUUCUUUCUGCGUGGACGGUCACACAAACAGAGCUCUACGCUUUGCUUGCUCUCUCUCUCUCUCAUGGCGGCUUUGAGAGGAAUAUCUCAAAACCUGCACAGAUAUAUCUCUCAUCCAAACCCUAACAGUUCUCCGGCUCAGCUCAUCUUCUUCAGAGGAAUUGCUUCCAAGCUUUUCGUCAAAGGUAUAUCCUUCUCCACCACAGAAGAGACAUUAGCCGAAGCGUUUUCAAAAUUUGGUGAAGUUAUUGAAGCUAACAUAAUCAUGGAUAAAGUCAGAAACAGAUCAAAAGGUUUUGGGUAUGUGACUUUUGCUAAAGAGGAUGAAGCCCAGAAGGCGUUGAUGGACAUGAAUGGGAAGUUGCUAGAUGGACGUGUCGUUUUUGUGGACAAUGCAAGGCCCAUUAGGCAUUUCAAUCAUGAUAUGCCAAUAGCAAGAGGACCCCCGGAGCCAGCAGCUGAUAGCUGAUUCUAACCUUUCAAGCAAUAAUUGUGAAAGGCUGCGUGAAUGAUUUAGAUAUUUGUUUUUUUAGCUUGUGUACUUUUUUCUUGCUUCAAUACGCCGGAUAUCCCUUUUCAAUACCAACUCUUUCCAUUGAGUUUCUAUUUACCAUUUGAAUGACAAAACCAUUGUAUAGAGUUGAAUGAUUGAGUUGUUAGGACAAUGAGUUUGCAAGUCAGGAGUGUUUCCAAGUGGAUAAUAGCCCUCUGCGCUUCCUGCCAAUUACUAUCUAAGUUUUGCUCUUUAUUAGGGUUCUUUGCAUCCAA